Saxophila tyrrhenica is the source of this 1416-nucleotide messenger RNA. RefSeq lists its product as uncharacterized. Gene Ontology annotation, molecular function: ADP transmembrane transporter activity. Gene Ontology annotation, biological process: transport. Bases 1 to 1416 code for a protein of 471 amino acids. Lineage: Eukaryota; Fungi; Ascomycota; Dothideomycetes; Mycosphaerellales; Extremaceae. The transcript has a single exon. The record is from RefSeq and is a predicted model, not a curated record. Gene Ontology annotation, cellular component: membrane.
AUGGCGAACGACAUCGCCACCGCCAACAACCAACUCGUACGCUUCUUCCUUUCCCUCCACCGUUUCCACACCGCUGAGUACGGACCCCAGGACGCCUUUGAAUACUACCACAUCAUCCAAGAAGAGUCCGGCCGCGCGUCAGGCGGCGUCGGACCCGCCCUCCCAGCUCUCGGGCAUGCAUUAGCAGGCGCUUUGGCGACGGCCGGCGCAAAGGCAUUCGUGUACCCAAUCGAGCUAUGCAUCACGCGACUACAAGUGCAGAAACAGUUGCGAGGGAAAGGGGAGGCGGAGAGCGCGGCGCGGGAUGCGGAGACGGAGUAUGCCUCGCUCCUCGACGCUGUGCAGAAGAUUUACAAGACUGAGGGCGGACUGAAGGCUCUGUAUACGGGUUUGACGCCGGAUCUGGGGAAGGGUAUUGCAGAUUCGUUCUUGUUCUUCUUAUCGUACACCUUCCUCCGCCAGUACGAGAAGCAGAAAGGCCAUGGCGCCUCGCUCUCGGUGUCCAAAGAGUUGGGCGUAGGCGUCGCCGCGGGCGCGUUUGCGAAAUUCUUCACCACGCCCAUCCAGAACAUUGUUACACGCCAACAGACCGCUGCACUCGUCGCGGCGCGGGACCCGACAUCCUCUACCACCCCCGGCGAAAGCGACAAGCUAUCCAUGAAAGACAUCGCCCUCCAAAUCCGCUCCGAGCGCGGCCUCGCAGGCUUCUGGCGCGGGUAUAGCGAAUCCGUCAUCCUGACCCUCAACCCGGCCAUCACCUUCGCCGUCGACAAGCUGAUGAAACGUCUCCUCCCCCGCGCCCAGCGGGAGAAUCCAAGCGGACGCACAAUCUUCCUCGUCGCCGCGUUGUCCAAAGCCAUCGCCACCACGAUAACGUACCCGGCUAUGCUGGCGAAAUCCCGCGCCCAAGCCGUCACGCCGAAAGCCUCGCUCGGCGCUGAAGAAGAGGCUGAGGGGGCGGAGACGGGAGGGCCGCCGGAGAUGCUGGAGAAGUCUUCGACGCUCAACGCGACGCCGAGACGGAGGAAGGCGAAGAGUUUGCUGCAGCGCCUUUUCUCGAUGCUCUCCGCGCAGUACGCGAUAUAUGUCUCGCUGCGCAAAAUCUACCGCAUCGAAGGCCUGUCGGGUCUCUAUUCUGGUUUGGAGGGGGAGGUGUUGAAGGGGUUCCUGCAGCAUGGGUUGACGAUGAUGAUGAAGGAGAAUGUGCACGUCGGUGUCAUCCAGUCCUAUUAUCUCUUAUUGAAAGCUACACGCCGGUGGCCGGAGGGAUUGGAGAAAGCGCAGGGGGAGGCGGGGAGAGUCGCUGCGGAUGCGCAGGAGAAGGUCGUGCAGGCGGGGGAGGCAGUGAGUGAGGGGGCGAGGAAGAUGGGUGAGGGGGUGAAGGGGGCGGUUGAUUCGGCUAGUGGGAAGGAGUGA